Molecule: messenger RNA, 1056 nt
Organism: Morone saxatilis (striped sea-bass)
Lineage: Eukaryota; Metazoa; Chordata; Actinopteri; Moronidae
Exons: 2
Coding region: 16-996 (326 amino acids)
Source: RefSeq, a predicted model, not a curated record
GAAGAGGAUAGCACAAUGGCAAAAUCUGGCAGAAAGAAAAGUCUGAGUUUCUCUUCUUUCAGGAGGAGACAAGAGGCAGCCAACGACAGGAGGUUCUGCAUCAAAUCGGUCAAAGGGAUGGUGAAUAAACAGGUGGAGAAGCGAAUGGCCGAGCUGCGUUCAGAAUUCCUUCUCAUGAAUCAUGCCCUGAAAGAGGAGAUGGUGGCUGAGUUUCAAGAACAGCUGAGAGAGCUGGUGGCAGAAGAAGCGAGAGAAAGAUGCCUACAUUACACCAAUCUGCACCAAGAGCAGAGGAUCACAUCAAGAUGGCUAAGGAAAAUGGAGGAAGAAUACAAGAAGAAAACUCAAGAGGAUGGGGAAGCAAAAUCGCUGAACCGACAGACAUUAAGUUUCAACUUAUUUGAGUCACCCGCUUGUACUAAGAGCAGCUUCAUAACUAUGGAACCACCAAAUAAUGAGCCAGAGGAAAGCUUAAAGAUUUUGUCAGAUGUCUCCAGUGAUGGUGACACCAGCGAUGUCUCCAAUGUUGCUGACACCAGCUCACAACCGGCUAAAUGUGAGCAACAGGAGAAAAAAGGGAUUACAUCAGAUAUUGCUACUCUUGCUGACACCAGCCAAGUGAAGGAAUCCGUUGAAGAGGAAAUCUUAAGGAAUCCCUUUCAUGUAAACCCCAGCUUUAUGACCAAGGAACCAAGAUGUGAGGAAGAAAGAGUCCAAGUGAAUGUAACCCAAGAGGAUGAGUCUUUGCUGAUAGAGAGGCAAUGGAAGGAAUGGAUGGACAAACGGGAAAUGAGAAGAAACCAUGUCCAAGUAUGGCCAGCUGCCCAACAGAAUACAGAAAACCAGGGAGGCUCGGCACCUCCUGUAUCACAGAAACAAACUGACCAAAAUGUGAAAGAAGUGGGGCCCGUGAAGAAACUGAAGACGUAUCUUAGUGACUUUGUGAAUCCUCAUAGAUUUUAUAGGUGGGAGAAAUUAGAAGAUGAGGACUCAUAGACUCAACUCAACAAAACACUUUUCAUUUAUCUUUUUGCCAUGCUUUAUCGAGCAUCUAAG